Messenger RNA from Colletotrichum chrysophilum, 879 nucleotides. RefSeq lists its product as uncharacterized. The record is from RefSeq and is a predicted model, not a curated record. NCBI's taxonomy places the organism in Eukaryota, Fungi, Ascomycota, Sordariomycetes, Glomerellales, Glomerellaceae. Bases 1 to 879 code for a protein of 292 amino acids. Gene Ontology annotation, biological process: mRNA splicing, via spliceosome. Gene Ontology annotation, cellular component: U2-type catalytic step 1 spliceosome. The transcript has a single exon.
AUGUCCGAGCGAAAAGUUCUCCAGAAGUACUAUCCCCCGGAUUUCAACCCGGCGGACAUCACCCGCAAGCGUGGCCUCAAGUCGACGGGCCCCAAGUGCCAGACGGUCAGAAUAAUGGCGCCCUACUCGAUGAAGUGCACCUCCUGCGGCGAAUAUAUUUAUAAAGGUCGUAAAUUUAAUUCCAGAAAAGAGACGCACCAGGAAGAACGCUAUCUGGGCAUCCAAAUACACCGCUUUUCGAUCCGUUGCACCAGAUGCUCCUCAGAGAUCGUUUUCCGUACCGACCCCAAGUCGGCAGGCUACAUGAUGGUCAAGGGCGCCGUGCGGAACAUGGAGCCUUGGCGCAACAAGGAGGAAGAACAGGAAUCCGUCGAGGAGCGCCUGGACAGACUCGAGCGCGAGGAGGCCGAGGCCGCGGGCGAGGAGGAGCGCAAUGCGAUGGCCGACCUGGAGGCCAAAAAUGAGGACGCGCGGAGGGAGAUGGCCGCGGCCGACGCGUUGGACGAGAUUCGGCAGCGCAACGCGCGCAUCCAGCGGUCCGAGAAGGACGGCGUCGACUUUGCGGACUAUGUCGUCAGGCCCGAGGACGAGGAGAAGGCGCGGUGGGAGAGGGAGGACGACGAAGCUGCGAGGAAGGCGUUCGCUGCUGCCAGGGAACGCGCUGCUGCGGAUCUUGGGGAGGAAAUUAUUGAGGACGAUGUUGUGGAGGAGCCGGUGGCGGGUUCGUCUGCGUCCUCGUCAACGGCGAAGAGCGAGACUGUGGCUAAGGAUACCUCGUCGAUGCCCCCGCCGCCUCCGCCUCCCGCCAAGAGGACGGUCAAGAAAAAGAAGGACUACUCUGCGGCGUUGGGCAUCAAGAAGAAACCCUCGCUGGUGUGA